Cladophialophora bantiana CBS 173.52 is the source of this 2385-nucleotide messenger RNA. RefSeq lists its product as uncharacterized. Gene Ontology annotation, molecular function: DNA binding; zinc ion binding; DNA-binding transcription factor activity, RNA polymerase II-specific. NCBI's taxonomy places the organism in Eukaryota, Fungi, Ascomycota, Eurotiomycetes, Chaetothyriales, Herpotrichiellaceae. The record is from RefSeq and is a predicted model, not a curated record. The coding region runs from base 1 to 2385 and encodes 794 amino acids. Gene Ontology annotation, biological process: DNA-templated transcription; regulation of DNA-templated transcription. Gene Ontology annotation, cellular component: nucleus. The transcript is spliced from 4 exons.
AUGAACGCGACGAAGCUCGAGCUCUAUGACCAUCAUUCAGGAAGCAAUGGCCACGUCCACGUCACGUCUACAGCCCUGGGCCCCAUGGGCACCCUAGGGCCAUCGUCCAACACCCCAUCAGACUCUGACUCGGGCGUAGAUGACGACCGAGAUGGCUCCAAAAAGCGCAAGAGACCCAUGAACGUCACCUGCGAAGCCUGCAAGCAGCGGAAAGUGAAAUGUGACCGUGCCCAGCCUGCUUGCGGCUGGUGCUCUCGCAAUGAUCAUCCUUGUGAAUACAAAGAGCGGAAGAAGCCAGGCCUUCGAGCUGGUUAUGGUAGGGAGCUCGAAGGCAGACUCGAUCGCCUCGAAGCCCUGUUGAAUGAACAAAGCCGCCAGUUGGCGGCCCAUCUUGCAGAAUCAUGCACUAUUGCCGCGGGAAUCAACCCCGCUAGCAGUAGGCCCAGUGUGCAAGGCUUAGGUCCCGACGUUGCUCAGUCACGCUCCUCGUACGAUGCGCAGGGUAUUAAUGUCGCUGGAGAUCUCCAGCAACAGAUCAUCGACCCCAACUUGCAUGCUUCUACCUCUCGACAUGGUUCUCUACAGUAUCAACAGGGAGCCCCAGACCAGCAAAUGGCACAGCAGAGCCAUUACACUCCAUCCGCUCAUUCACAUGCACUCACCUCACCUCAUUCCACGACAGGAUAUCAGGGUACCCAAAUGUACAAUGAGUACUCGGCCAUGCUUCCUCCGUACGAUCUCCUUUAUGCUUUGGUGGACCUUUACUUCAAACACAUCAACAUAUGGCUGCCUUUGUUGGAUAGGAAGACCACCCUAGACACACUAUUCGGAGCUUCGACCCUCGACGAAGCAGACAGGGUGCUUCUGCAUGCCAUUGUAGCAACCACUCUACGCUUCUCGCAGGACCCUCGGCUGACCCCUGAAGGUCGCCAGCACUACCAUGAUACCUCCAAGCAACGUGUCCAGUUGUUUGGAUUGGAAAAUUCGAAUGUUCGAGCUCUCCAGGCACUCGUCAUUCUGGCCUUAGAUGUGACUGGGUCGACAAAUGGUCCGCCGGCAUGGAAUCUUCUUGCAUUAAUCAGCAGAAGCAUGGUACAACUGGGUCUUGCAGUGGAGUCCGGCUCUGCACUUGCCUCACCUAUGUAUCCCUCCAUUGCAACUCUCAGGGCCUCUGUUCUGCCAGAGCCCAAAUCAUGGAUCGAAGAUGAAGAACGACGCAGGCUCUUCUGGGCCGUGUACCUGCUUGACCGAUACGCGACCAUUGCCACAGCAUUCGAAUUCGCGCUGGAUGAGAAAGAGGUUGAUCGCCGUCUGCCUUGCAGAGAUGACCUCUUUGCAGCGAACAAGCCGGUCGAGACUAGGUGGUUCCGCCCCCCAGAGCGGCCUCGAUAUGCAACAGGCAUGGCCGACACUCACGGGCAUUUUUCCUGUCACUGCGAGCUCAUGGCUAUUCUGGGUCACAUUCACCAAUUCCUGAAACGGCCCGUGGACAUUGGGUCGUUGACCGACGUGGAGCAGUGGCAGGGCUCGUACCGAGCCCUCGACAGCGAUCUAAACGCGUGGCACUUUAGUCUGCCCGACGAGUUUGCCAACAUCACUCGGCUUCUAAAAUCCAAUGUGCCGGCUAAAAAUACAAACUGUGGCUGGAUCAUGCUGCAUGCGGCGUAUUGUCUAACGGUCAUUCGCUUGAACUCGUCGGCGGCAUACCCCAGCCAGAGUUCGCCCAUCUUCUCCUCAUCCUACAGUGCCAUGCAGCGGUGCCUAUCGGCCGUCGAGAACUUGCGUCAGCUCUGUCGCUUCGUUAAGCUCAGUGGCCUGCUGGACCGCUUCGGGCCCCCUUUUGCCUUCGCCAUCUGGGUCGGGGCACGGGUCAUGUUGGUGCACGGAUCGACCAUGGAUCACGAAGUGGACCCAGACAUUGACUUCUUCGUGACGACCCUCGCCGAGAUGGGGGAGAAUUGGCUAGUUGCUAAACGAUACAGCGAGAUUCUAAACCGGGUUCUAGGGGAAUAUCGACAGUCGCAGCGAGCUAGUGGAGUGACAGGGGAGAGAGUGACUCCGUCUACGGUGAAAAUCCUCGCCGAUAUGCGCCGAUGUGCCUACGAUCUCGACUUUCUCAUCUCUCGCCAGCCGCAUGCUGCGGCCGUCAAAUCAUACCACCCGACCCGAGCAAACACCCCGGCCCCCAACGAACUCGAGUAUCUCGAUGUUUUUGACCUUUUCAACUUCCCUCGAGUCCCCACGACACAGGAGGGGGUAGAAAACGGAAACGCACAGGCCCUGGGCCAAGCUGCGCCCCCGGAUCUCGCGGCGAUGAACGCUGCCAUGAUUCCGAAUUUUGCAGUCCCCAAUCCGGAAGCUGAUUGGCUCUUCCAUACAAAUUAA